Solanum lycopersicum (tomato) is the source of this 5519-nucleotide messenger RNA. Lineage: Eukaryota; Viridiplantae; Streptophyta; Magnoliopsida; Solanales; Solanaceae. The record is from RefSeq and is a predicted model, not a curated record.
AAUAAGCAUUCUUCGGGCUUAAUUGGAGAUCUAUAAACAUACAUUAGUUAAUAUGAAUUAUAGUUACAUGUUACCGAGAAUAGAUAAUAAAGAGAAAUGAGCGAAAUAUGGAAAGAGAGAGGAGAGGGAGGUUGAAUUCCUUUUGUAUUUGUUGUAUCAGAUUGUAUCACGAAUACAACCGAUACAACUUAUUUGUAUCACAAUGAAUGUAAUUAUAUUCAUUUUCGAAGGAGAGAGACGAGAGAGAUCGAGAGAGCAUGAAUACAUAUUAUAUCCGUUGUAAAACGAAUAUAAGUCUGUUCUUCUUCUGCUUGUAAGGUUGAUGGAGAGUAUAGUUUUACAUUGUGGGUAAUGAAAGCCGAAGGAAUCUUGGACUUACAUAUACAAUAGAGAAUGACCUUGUCGUUUACAUUACUUGACGCUCAUUCUAAAAAUAGUUAUUUUAAUUUAAUUGUCCAAAUUAAAUCAAAAGAAUUUUUAAAUAUCUUUUUAUUUCUACACUUAAAUUGGGAUAAUACCCAAUUACCCCCCUAGCCUAUACCCAAAAUCCCUACGACACACCUUAUCUUUGAUGAGGUCCUAUUACCCCCCCCCCCCGACUUAUUUUUUAAGUAAUAUACUACCCCUUACGUGCCUACGUGGCAAAAAUAAUCUGCAAUGUCCAUUUGUUUGUUGAACACACGUCGGGACCUACUUUUCACUUUUCAAUAAAGUGACUUUACACUUCCCUAAUCUGGCGUUUACUCUUUCCCAAAUUCAUUUUACCGAAAAAGUAGAUGAAGAUAGAGGGAAAGUGUUUGCAUGUAUGAUUUCAAAGCUAAGAAAUUAGAUUUCCAGUCAAAAUUUGAUUUUUGUUGUUGGAUUUUGGGAGUUAAUUUUUGCUUGCAGUGUGUGGAUCGAUUUCAAUUGUGACAGUGUGGGACGUGGGUCGAUUUCAUUCAGCUAGAAUCGUGACUGAGUUGAGUUCAAAGGUUAGUUUUUUCUUCAUUUAUUUUGUUUUUUGUUGUUAUGCUUAGAUUUUGUAGGGGUUAUGAAAUGUUAAAUAUUGAUUUCGAUUUUGAGUGAAAUAUAACUUUUAGGGUUUAUGUUGUGGUUCUGUUAGAUAUCAAAUUUCUUAUUUUUAGGGUUGAUGUUAUUCAUAUAUUCAUACUGUCACCUUUGUUGUUAUGGGUGCAUGUAACUUGUUAUUCAUACAUUUAUAUGAAACGUGUUUUGGGUGUGGGUUGGUUGGGUGGUAUUAUAUUUGUGUGAGUUAUGUUGUUAUAAUAUGAAACAUGCAAGAAGAUAAAGACGAGUUGGGUGUUUUUCUGUGCUGUCUUAUACUCUGGGUUACAAUAAAGUAACUUCAUGUUGGGUAUUGUGUUGUGUCUGUGUGGGUGUGGGGUUAAAGUUAAAUAACAUUAUCCUAAGAAGAAAAUAUAUGCUGGAUGUUGUGUUGUGUCUGUGUGGGGUUACAUACCUAAUUGUAAGAAGAUAAAGAUAUGUCGUGUAUUGUGUUAUUUAUGUGGGGUAUUAUGUUCUGUAUGUGUGGGGCUGGGUAUGUGUUUUCUUCAACUUGAAUUGUUUUUAUAACUAUUUGGGUAUAUAUUUUCUUAGUCAAUUAUUAUAUUCUAUUAGCAACUUUUACUUAAUUAUUGUUAUGUUUAUGCAUAUAGGUAUGAGUGGGUUUACAUUCAUUGCUUUAAAGUUUUAUCAUGGUGGGGCCUUGUAGUAUGAAGGUGAUAAAGCAAGAUAUGUGGGUGGGUUAGUGAGUGAAUAUUAUGAUAUUGAUGUGGAUACAAUAUCAUACUUUGAGAUUAAGGACUAUAUUAAAGAACUAGGGUAUAGUCCAAAUUGUAAAUUUAGUGUCCGGCCACCUAAUAGUUGCAUUUUAGGAGAUAUUGACAAUGAUGAUAUUCUCUUAGAAAUGUGCAAUUGUUUGCAAAGUGGUUCUGUUUUGGAAGUAUAUGUCCACAUGCCUGGUGAGGAUUCUGGUGCAACUUUUAAUAAAUUUGGGACCAUUGAGGAUAGUGGAUAUAAUCAAGGUGAAGCUGCUUAUAAUGGGGUAGAUAUAACUAUAAAUACUACCUCAAAUAUUCCUUCUACUUCAAACCCAACAGCUCUAAAUAGUGAUCCAUCGGAUUCUGAAGAUAGUGAAUACUCUGUUAAAGAAUCUAAUGAGUCAACUGAAGAGAGUGAUGAUUCUGAAGAUAGUGAAAUACUUGAAGAUGAUCAAUAUGGAAGUGAUGUUCAUGAGGAGUUAAUUCAACUGAGGGCUGAGAAAAGAUCUUUUCUGAGGAGGAAAAAAAGAAGGGAAAAAAUUCCUACAGAUACUAAAGAAGUAGCAUGUGGUAAUGCUGGAGCAGAUCUUGGGUUUGAUGAGACAACUAUCAAUAGCUGUACUUUAGAAGGAAGGUUGGGGGGUGAUGAACCAUAUUAUGCAAGUUCUGAUGCUUGUAGUUUUGAAACUGACACAGAUGAUAGUUGUCUACAGGAAGGUGAAAAAAUGAAGUUGAAACUGCCUAACACAAAAAGGAAAAAACAUACCAUUGAGAGAGUCAGAUUUGAUCCCAAUAUUAAGAAGAUUGUGUGGCAAUUGGGUAUGGUUUUUGAAAGUGUAAAAGAGUUUAGAUUGGCAGUCACUAAGUAUGCAAUUCAGAGAGGGGUUCAGAUUGAAAAGUGUGUAAAUGAGCCAAAUAGAGUAAGGGUGAGAUGUUGCAAGGUAAAUUGCAAAUGGUUGUUAUAUGCAAGUUUGGACAAGAAGACUAAUAACUUUGUUAUUAAGACUUACAUGCCAGUCCAUUCAUUUCAAAAGGCUACUAGGAAUUAUUUGUGCAACUCUAGAUUCAUUGCUACUGUUUUUAAAAAGAAAGUUAUUGAACAACCAAAUAUCAGAGUGUUCAAGCUGCAAGAGUUAAUCCGUAAGAAGUAUAAUGUGCAUGUUGGUAAGACCACAACUAGAAGAGCAAGAGCUAAAAUUUUGAAUGAACUUAUGGGUGAUCAUGUUAAGGAAUUUGGGAGAAUUCUUGAUUAUAAGGAUGAGUUGCUGAGGACUAAUCCUGGGAGUACUUGUGUGGUGAAGGUAGGAGAAGCUAAUGAAUCUGGUAGGCCAGUAUUUGAGGCAUUUUACAUUUGUUUUGCUGCACUCAAGAUGACAUUUAUGUCAGCUAGAAAAUGCAUUGGUCUGGAUGGUUGUUUCUUGAAGGGGGUUUGCAGGGGUCAAUUACUUAUUGCAGUGGCUAAAGAUGGCAAUAAUCAAAUGCUUCCACUUGCUUGAGCUGUAGUUGAAAAUGAGAACAGAAUCACUUGGAGUUGGUUUAUUUCUCUGUUGAAAGAAGACUUGAGAUUAGGAGAUGGAACAAGUUUCACAAUUAUGUCAGACAUGCAAAAGGGACUGGAUAUAGCUAUAAAGGAGUUGUUGCCAGCUUGUGAGGAAAGAAGGUGUGCUAGGCAUAUACUAGCAAAUUGGUCAAAGAAUUGGAGAGGGCUGCAAAGGAAGAAGCAGUUCUGGAAGUGUGCUAGAAGUACUUUUGAAGCUGAAUUCAGAGAAAAUCUGCAUGAGUUGUCUAAAUUAGGUACUGGAGGUAUAGGUAUAGUGGAUGACCUAAAGAAUAUUGGUGUAAGGUGUAUUUUAAUUGUGAAGUCAAGUCUGAUGCUAUAGAUAAUAAUAUGUGUGAAAGCUUUAAUGCUUGGAUUUUGUCUGCAAGGCAUAAAAUCAUUAUUUCUAUGCUUGAAGAGAUAAGAAUUAAGGUCAUGAAUAGGUUAGCUAGGUUAAGUGAAUUUCCAAACUCUUGGAUAAGCAGUUUCUCUCCAAUGGCAAUGAAAGUACUAGAACAAAAUAUUGAUAAGUCAAUGGCAUGUAACAUUGAGUUUAAUGGAGUAACUGGCUAUGAGGUUUUGGAUGGAUACAAACAACACACUGUAUGUUUGAGAAAGAGGGAGUGUAGUUGUAGAUCUUGGAUGUUGAAGGGUAUACCAUGUGCACAUGCCUUAGCUGCAAUGUUGCAUAAACAAUAUGACCCACAUGAUUUCAUUCAUCCAUGCUACUCUAAAGAGAGGUACUUGAUGACUUACUCACACUUCAUACAACCUAUGAAUAACAUGCCAAUGUGGCCAGAAUCAAAAAAUCCUCUUGUUGAUCCACCAGUGAUAAAACAAAUGCCAGGCAGACCUAGAAAGUUGAGAAGGAAAGAGGUUGGUGAAAAGAAGGUGUGUGGUAAAUUAUCUAAAACAGGACUAACUAUGACAUGUAGUCUUUGUCAUGUUAAAGGUCACAAUAAAAGAAGUUGUCAUUUAUAAAGGAGUGAUGGUUUUGGUUCUACUGCCGGGGAACAGAGAGCUACCCCUACUUCAAGUGUUGAAGAACCAUCAAGUUCAAAAAAAGGAAGGGGAAGACCAAAGGUACAUUACUAUUUUGUCACUUACUUUUAAAGUGUAAUCAACUUACUAAUAUAAUAUAUUUUUUUUGCUAAUUAGAAAUCAACAAAUAUUGAGAGUGAGCCUGUUGCCAAAAGGGGGAGAGGCAGACCUAAAAACACAAGUGCAAAUGCAAGUGCAACAGGGGAUUCAUGUACAAUUAUUGCACCUCCAACAACUUCAAGAACAACAAGAGCUAGAGCAAGUGCAAGUGCAUCAAGGGCCUCUCCUAGAACCACUGCACCUCCUACAACUUCAAGAGCACCAACACAUGAAGAAUGUGCAAGUGUAAAUGGUGUUGGAGUAUUAUCAAGAUCCAGGAGUGGUAGAGGAAGGGAUAGGGGAUUGGGAAGUGCAGGAAGAGGUAGUAAUCAUCCACUUGAAAAUUGGUUUACAUUUUCUCAAGGUAGUACAACACAUGGUGUAGACCAGAACACAAAUGUUGCACCAAAGGAAACUGCUACUACCAGGAAAGGAAAGGGUGUUGAAAACACAACUCAAUUUAAAAAGCCAAGAGUCACUGGUAUGAGUGUGUUUCAAGCUAAAAAUGGUUUCAAAACUUUCAAUGCAAGUAUUGCGAUGCAUUCAUAUUGUUUGUUCUCUAAUAACUUGCACAUUUAUUCUCUAAUAAUCUUAGUUCUCUAAAAAUUUUGUAGCCUGGACUGCCAAGUAGCACAAUAUUAGCCAGACCAAAGAGAAUUUUGAGAUCAAGUAUUGUAACUGGGGAUGUUGGUUUCAAACCGACAAACGGAUUGAAGUGGAAAGGAAAUCAGGCAAUCACAACUAGAAGGCUCCAGCAGAUUAGAGAUCAAUCAAGGCUUUCAAACCCAAAUGCUUCCUCCUCUUCACAAGCUCAACACCCAUGGAAACUAUAAUGUUGAUAUCAAUGGUGUUUUAUCAGUACUUUGUUGGUGGCCACUAUAAGUACUAUUUUGUUUCAUGUUUGAAGGAAAACUAAAUAUUCCUAUUUUUUGUUAUAGUACUGAAAUUACGGGUACUUAUGCAAUGUGAAAACUUUAUUUUGCGUAUGUGUUGUGACUUGUAUAAUUUUGGGCACAUUUAGAUUUUGUACUGAAAAUUUGCUCUUAAGCAAUGAAAUUCUGGGCACCUAUGCGCUGUGACUA